Pecten maximus is the source of this 3267-nucleotide messenger RNA. Its product is annotated as golgin subfamily A member 1-like. Lineage: Eukaryota; Metazoa; Mollusca; Bivalvia; Pectinida; Pectinidae. The record is from RefSeq and is a predicted model, not a curated record. Bases 108 to 2723 code for a protein of 871 amino acids. Gene Ontology annotation, cellular component: Golgi apparatus. The transcript is spliced from 21 exons.
UUAAAGGUAGAUUGACAGACACCGACUCCCGUUUUGCAGUUUUGCCAUGUUGGCAUAGACUUGUACUAUUUUAUGGGACCUGUAGAUGUCGAUGUGAAUUUCUUAGAAUGUUCAAGAAUCUAAAGAAGAAGCUUGAACAACAAGGAGAAAAUGUAAGCGACAGUGAGCGAAGUCUUCCUGGAUCACCUGUCCCUACUCAUCAGACGUCAACAAAACCAGGUACCCAAGUAUCAAGUCCCUUAAGCAGGGAUCGCCAUGGUUACGAGUCUGAUUCUGCAGCUACUUAUACCGGAGGACAUGGCAGUGCAGUAAACUCAAAAUCAGCCAAUGAGAUCCCAGGGACACAAGAGGAGCUUGCAGCUUCCUUGUCAAAGCGAACAGAACAGUGUAAAAAGUAUGAGGCUACAAUCAAAGAAUAUGCUGCAAUAAUCAAAGAGAAGAACAAGACCACAGAAAAGCUUGAGCAGACAUUGAAGAAACAAGAAGAUGAUUCUGCACAGAAAGUUCAAGAACUCCAAGAGCAGUUUCAAUGUAAGCAGGCCAAAAUGUCCGAAGGGUUUACUCUGGCCCUACAGAAGAAGGAUGAGGAGAAAGAGGAAGUUUUACAGAGAUUACAACAAGUGGGAGAUUACAAACAGAAAUUCUUCAAACGAGAAGAGGAGAAUGAUGAGUUUCAGGGACUCACCACCCAGGAACUGGCCAAGGUCAAACAUAUGCUGCUUAACACGCAAGAAGAAGUGUCACAAUUGAAACAAGAAUUGGAGAAUAAAUCUACCAAAUUGGACCAAGCAGAACAGAAGGUGGUAAAAUAUGAACAGGAAGUUUCAACACUCCGAAGUCAGCUGGAUGACCAAAGGCUUCAAUGCGGUCAGUUAGAGGAGGAGGCACAGGCACAUUCCAAGUUGGUGGCCAGUCUGUCCGGUGAGAAAGAAGCAUGUGAGAAGGCUAUAGAAAGACUGAACACAGAGCUAUCCCAGCUUUCUACUCAGUUGAAAUCUGUUGAGAAUGCCAAAGCCGAACUGGAAAAUGGAAGUGAGACAUUGCGACACAACUUUGACCAACACAAAAAUAAGACUACACAGCUACUGGAGGAGAAGGAUGACCAUGUCUCACAGCUUCAGGACCGAGUGAAGAUGCUGGAGCAGAGAGUACAAGAUCAAAGUUUAGGUGGAGAUGAGAGGGUACAGGCUGUCCUGGCAGAGAGAGACAACCUUGAGAGAAAGUUGGAGGAGUCACACCAGCAGUUGUCUGAGAUAAAAACGACAUGGAGUAAUAAAAUUUCCCACCUGGAGGAGCAGAUCACACAUUUAAAUAAAAAGAUUGUGGAAGACAAUGAAGAAAUGGCACGCAGUCAGAAAUCUUCUGAAUCCUCAAGACAGCAAUUGAAGUCACAGAUCACAGAUUUGCAAUCAAAGGUUGAUGAUGCAGAAAACAGGGCAGAAGAAAAUUGGCAACUGGCAAACAAGAAAGAUUCUCUCUUUGAAGAACAGAAACACAAUUUACAAGCUGAAAUAACAAAGUCACACAUGGAGAAAUUAGACAUGGAGACCCAGCUGAUUGCCAAGAUGACCUCCCUUGAAUCACAAAUUCAGUCCCUGGAGGAAGCGAAAACGCAUGAAAAGAGUUUGGCUCAGCAAAAUAUGACUCAGUUAGAGAGUCAACAGCAGGGUUAUCUAGACAAUGCUGUACGGUUAGAGAGACUUGUGGAGGAGGUGGAGCAGGACAAAAACAAGUUAAUGAAUGAGAAUUUGGAGAAGGUGGAAGAAAUAGCAAAACUACACAAGGAUAUGACAGAUCUACAGACAUGUAAAACAGAGCUUGAAGCUAAGGUGACAUCAUUAGAAGAACAAGUGCUGUCUGUGAAGCAAAAUACAGAUGUUUUCAAAGAACAAAAGGCAAAGUUAAAAGCUUCUGAAAAAGAAAAAGAUGAGCUAAUGGUGAGAAAUGCUGAGCUUUCACAACAACUCAAGUGUAUGGAGGUGAGGAAAUCUUCGGAGGAACAACAACUCAGUGGGGAGGUGAGAGACAAGGAGAACCUUAUUGAAGCCCUUCAACAGGAAGUGAAGGACAAGCAGUCACAGGCUGAACAGAUGAAUGAGAGGCUACAACAGUAUGAAGGUCAGGUCAAGGAAUUAGAGGUUCAAAGGUCAAAGUCGGUGGAAGACAGCAGUACAAUGUCCACACUUCAGCAGACGGUCACGAGUCUGGAGGAGCAGCUAGCGGACAAAAACAAGGCCUUGAAAAAACAGGAGCAGAGGUUAGCUGAUUUAAAAAAGACUUUACAAAGAGAAUUGAAAGUACAGGCCUUACCCAACGACGAGCCUAUCGUUGUGAGGGGUGCUUCAGAUCAAAGUGCUAUCUCUCAGAGAUUAACCCCACCAAGUAGACCCUCUCCUCCCCGGGAUUAUGUUUACAAUGGAGGAGGGCUGAGCCCCAAUAGGCUCCUAGAAGUACACAGUCCAAAUUUACACAUGCCAGGGGGCGACACGUCACUGGACAAUGAAGUGAAUUUUCAAUACCUCAAACACGUGGUGCUAAAGUUCAUGUUAAGUAGAGAAUCUGAGGCUCUCCACUUGAUACGAGCUGUUUCUGUGUUGCUCCGAUUUACUCAUGAGGAACAAAAACUUAUUCGUGAAACUCUGGAGUGGAAGAAAUCGUGGUUUGGUAGCCGCCCACCAACUGGUGCAGGUCAAACGACAAAGUUUAUUCCUCCAUCAUAUUGACAAACUAGAAUACCAAGCUGUGAUUAUUUGGAUGUAAAAAUGGGUAAACAAAAGGUGUAUGUGUUAACAUGAAAGAUAGUGUUAACACUGGGGAUGUAUUGGCCUAUAAUUUAUAAACUAAGUGUAUAUGUGACAGUUUAUUAUUGUGUUGGUUUUUCUGAGGUUAGCAUGCCAUAUAAAGAUGGACUUCAUUGGACUCAUAAUUGGGCACUGGCAUGUUCAACUUUAUUCUGUGCAGCUCAAUCUCUCUGUGUGAUACACUAUGUUACCAUGGUAAAGUGACAAUAUCAACAUUCUGGAAGUGUGAUCCACUAUGUCACCAUGGCAAGGUGACAAUAUCAACAUUCUAGAAGUGUGAUACACUAUGUUACCAUGGCAAGGUGACAAUAUCAACAUUCUAGAAGUGUGAUACACUAUGUUACCAUGGCAAGGUGACAAUAUCAACAUUCUAGAAGUGUGAUACACUAUGUUACCAUGGCAAGGUGACAAUAUCAACAUUCUAGAAGUGUGAUACACUAUGUUACCAGGUCAAGGUGACAAUAUC